CACUCGUUAUGCCCGUCCACGUAUAUCCACCUCCUGGGUCGUCGACUGCGCGCGAUGCGCAGCGACCACGCCGGCGGCGCAACAAUACGCACGCGCCGCACACGUUCCGUGGCCAGCUGCAAGGUUGGCACGCCGAUCGUGAGGACGGCCGCUCGUUCUUCCGCGCCAUGUUUCCGUCUUGGAAGACGGAACGCUCGGCAGACGAUGUGAUCUACAACCCAUUCAAGCUGAUGGCCAUGGUCAAACCCAUGGACUGGCUCUACUUCAUUUCCGGCUGGUUCGCAUGGACAGUCGACGGCUUUGAUUUCUUCACCGUCACGGUUACUAUCGACAAGCUUGAGCAUUACUUCCAGCGCGAAACAGUUGACAUUGCUGCUUCUAUGACUCUUACGCUUAUGUUCCGCUCGCUUGGUGCUUUGACUUUCGGUAUCCUUGCCGACCGAUUCGGGCGCAAGUGGACACUGGUUGUCAACCUCAUCCUCAUUGCUACGUUCGAGUUCUGCACGGCUUUCACGACCAACUACGCCGGAUUCCUUGGCGUGCGCUCUCUCUUCGGUAUCGUCAUGGGCGGUGUUUGGGGUCAAGCGGCCGCUACUGCUCUCGAAAACGUGCCCGUGCCUGCCCGUGGUCUCCUUUCCGGUAUCAUGCAGGGCGGGUACACGCUGGGCUACGUCUUGGCGGCUGUUGCAAACUUGGCCCUUACCGAUCGCUACGGCUGGAAGAGUGUUUUCUACUGCGGUGGUGCCAUCUCGCUGCUCGCUGCCAUUAUUCGUGCCAUGCUCCCCGAGUCUCGUCAGUACAUUCUUGCUCGUGAGCAGCUCAAGGCCGAGGGUCUGUCCAGCAAGCAGACGGCCCGUAUCUUCUUCAAGGAGUUGAAGGCCAUGUUAAAGGUUAACUGGCUUCGCUGCGUUUGGGGUGUCUGUCUCAUGACGGGGUUCAACUACCUGGCCCACGGUUCUCAGGACCUCUACCCCUCGUUCUUGCGUGAGUCCAAGGGUCUCACUCCCACAAAUGUCUCGGCCUCCACCAUUCUGGCUUCGGGUGGCGCCACUAUCGGUUCUGCCUUUGCGGGGUAUCUCUCGCAGUACGCCGGUCGUCGUCUUGGUGCAAUGAUUUUCCUCCUGUGGACAGCCGCGUGGAUUCCUCUCUGGAUUCUGCCCAACACCUUCGGUUCCCUGUCCGCCGGGGGCUUCCUUAUUCAGUUCGGUGUGUUCGGUACUUGGGGUGUCGUUCCCAUCUACCUCGGAGAGAUUUCUCCGCCCGCUUUCCGUGCCUCCUUUGCUGGUGUUACUUACCAGCUCGGAAACAUGAUUGCCUCGCCCGCCGCCCAGAUUCAGGCCGACGCAGGCAAAGUCAUGCGGACGAUGGGUGUCAAUCUUACGGCGGGUAAGGGCGUUGCAGACUAUGCCACAGUCCAGGGUAUCGUCACGGGGACAGUUAUUGUGUGGCUCUUCAUCUUCCUCUUCCUGGGCCCCGAAGCCGACGGCUCGCACUUCGACCAGGCCAAGGUCGCCUUCCAGGAAGGUGGUGGUACUGCCGAGCCCGCCGAUUUCGUCCGUCCCGACCACGGUCACUUCCACGCACACGACGACAACCGUUUACUUCUGGAGGAGGAGGUCACGCAUCUGUGCCAACUGCCGCCAAAACGUCCACGGCUUCAGUGUCACUAUGGCGAGUCAGCAUUUAGUCCGAUCAGACUGAAGUUACCAAAGCCGUCGGCGAUCAGUAAACGCCCCGAGCACGGACCUCCAAUCGAGGAGACACGUCAGCACGCCGAGCCGCUCUGUCGAGCUUGGGUAUAA
Cutaneotrichosporon oleaginosum is the source of this 1802-nucleotide messenger RNA. RefSeq lists its product as uncharacterized. Gene Ontology annotation, molecular function: secondary active monocarboxylate transmembrane transporter activity. Gene Ontology annotation, cellular component: membrane. NCBI's taxonomy places the organism in Eukaryota, Fungi, Basidiomycota, Tremellomycetes, Trichosporonales, Trichosporonaceae. Gene Ontology annotation, biological process: plasma membrane lactate transport. The record is from RefSeq and is a predicted model, not a curated record.